Molecule: messenger RNA, 933 nt
Organism: Penicillium oxalicum
Lineage: Eukaryota; Fungi; Ascomycota; Eurotiomycetes; Eurotiales; Aspergillaceae
Exons: 6
Coding region: 1-933 (310 amino acids)
Biological process (GO): phospholipid catabolic process
Molecular function (GO): hydrolase activity, acting on ester bonds
Source: RefSeq, a predicted model, not a curated record
AUGAAGUUUUCUCAUAGUCUUGCUCUUUCGGGCCUCCUCGCGUCGGUUUCGGCCGUGCCUAUGGCCACUGGCCCCUCUGGAAAGUGGUUUGACCGCUUCGUGGUUGUCGUGAUGGAGAACACGAAUAAGGAUACCGCACUUGCGGACCCUUAUUACCGCCAGCUGGCCGACGAGGGUGUGCUGCUGGAUGGUUAUCAGGGAACCACACAUCCCUCUCAACCAAACUACAUCACCAUGAUUUCUUCGACCACCGCGGCCGGCGUCUAUGACGAUGCCGACCACAACACUACUCAGGGUAACUUGAUUGAUAUUCUUGAGCCUGCCGGUAUCUCUUGGAGGGCUUAUAUGGAGGGCUACUAUCCUUUGGCUGGUGGUGCUUGCAAUCCCUUGCACCAGAAUCAGACCUCUGGCUACGUCCGCAAGCACAACCCUUUCAUGUCCUUUGACAAUAUCCGUGAAAAUACUGCUCGCUGCCAGAAAAUCGUCAAUGCCGAAGAGCAUUUUGCCGCAGAUGUUGCCAAGGGCAAAUACGCUCCCCAGUACAUGUACUAUACUCCUACCCUGAAGAACGACGCCCACGACACCAACAUCACCUACACUGAAACCGACCUCAAGUGCCUCAUCAACACGAUGAAGGGCAACGAGCAAUUCAUGAAGAACACGCUGAUCAUCGUGACCUUUGACGAGAACGAUAUCUACUCUCCCGAUUCCUACGGAACUUCCAAUGACGUCUACACCGUGCUGCUCGGCAAGGAUACUUUGAGCUGCACUGGCUGUGUCGAUAAACAGUUCUACAACCACUUCACCCAGCUCACCACCAUCGAACAAAAUUGGGGUCUUUCUCACGUUCCCAACACCGAUGGCAAUGGUGCCAUGUGGGACAGCUGGAUGGUUCCUUUCAACACUCUCAAGGCUAAGAACCACCGGAAUUAA